AUGUCUGGCUCCCGGGCCCUUCGCCGUCUUCUGUACGUUGAUGCGGAAGAUGGCGCUGUUGCCCGUCGUGGCUACCACUUCGGUGGAACUUAUGAGCCGCUGCUGUACUCGGCUCUCCUCGAACAGCCUGCAGGACUACAGCCACGUAGCGGAUUUCGUGUGGCCUGUUCCUGUUUGUUCGGCUGCUUUGUCGGAUGUCUUACCAUGAAGGCAAGAAACAUGGAGCGAUGGUGGUUGGGUUUGUUCUUUAUGUGUGGUAUGUACUACAACGCGGUGAAGGCGCACAAGGUGAACAACGGCCUGGUUGGACAUCAAAGCGGCUUCUUUGCCGCUGGGAUGGGAAUGCUGGGGUGCGGCUGUCGUUUAGUUGUGCACGCAGGUAGCGCCAAAAUCAACAGGCGACUUCUCUGUUUGUUUGCCACCCUCAUGUGGUAUGAAGUUGGCCGGUACCACCUCUGGGCGGAGCACGCCUCGGAGUUCCGGCACGAGGUCACACCGGAGCGGACAUAUGACCUGUUGGCGGAAUUUGUUCCGCAGGAAACGGAGACCGAAUUUCUUCCCUACCGCUCUGUGUCAUCAGAAAUGACACGACAACAGUGA
Trypanosoma conorhini is the source of this 600-nucleotide messenger RNA. RefSeq lists its product as uncharacterized. The coding region runs from base 1 to 600 and encodes 199 amino acids. NCBI's taxonomy places the organism in Eukaryota, Euglenozoa, Kinetoplastea, Trypanosomatida, Trypanosomatidae. The record is from RefSeq and is a predicted model, not a curated record. The transcript has a single exon.